AAACAGCAAAACAGAUUUAGGAUUUGUGAGUCUCUCUAAGCUAUAGGUAUGCGAUCGGGCUUUAGGUUUCAGCAGGAUGGAAAAACCUUUCCCGUUCACACAUAGCCUUUCUGUCGCGUUUUUCUUUGCUAAUACGGAGAGAGAUGUAACUGGAAUCUUUGUUUAGACUGGAGGGGGACAGAAAAGCAGUAACAAACGAUGAAGAGAAACGGGAGGGGUGGGGGUGUCUUUUUUUUUUUUUUUUUUUUCCCUGUCUGAACAAAACCUGGCGCGGGCUCGCUGGCGCAGAUAACGAUCUCGCUCUGUUCAGAAGGCGGGUUUUGCGCAGGAGGCGCUGAGAGCAGAGACCCGGAGCAGGGUCCCCGGAGCAGCCUCAUCGCGCCCCCACCGCGGAGCUGGUAUGCGGUAGGGUAGUGCCAUGUAUUGGAAGAGCGACCCGAUGUUCGUGUGCAGGCUGGAUGACAAGGAUCUUCCUGCGCUCGGCGGCCCCUCGGAGAAGGCGAGCCCCGCGGCGGCCGACGAGGACUCCUGCUCUUCCUCCGCCGCGCUGUCGCCCUCCUCCUCGCCACGGUCCAUGGCCUCGGGCUCCGGCUGCGCCCCUAGCAAGUGCGUGUGCAGCAGCUGCGGCCUGGAGAUCGUGGACAAGUAUCUGCUGAAGGUAAACGACCUCUGCUGGCAUGUGCGCUGUCUCUCAUGCAGUGUUUGCAGAACAUCUCUAGGAAGGCAUACUAGCUGUUACAUCAAAGAUAAAGAUAUCUUCUGCAAACUUGAUUAUUUCAGGCGGUAUGGCACCCGCUGUUCCCGCUGUGGGAGGCACAUUCAUUCUACUGACUGGGUCCGGAGGGCUAAAGGAAAUGUAUAUCACUUGGCUUGUUUUGCCUGCUUCUCCUGCAAAAGACAACUUUCUACUGGAGAGGAAUUUGCUUUGGUUGAAGAGAAAGUCCUCUGUAGAGUACAUUAUGACUGCAUGUUGGACAAUCUGAAAAGAGAAGUUGAAAAUGGUAAUGGGAUUAACGUGGAAGGAGCAUUGCUAACAGAACAAGAUGUUAAUCAUCCAAAGCCAGCAAAAAGAGCUCGGACCAGCUUCACAGCAGAUCAACUCCAGGUUAUGCAAGCACAGUUUGCUCAGGACAACAAUCCAGAUGCACAAACACUUCAGAAACUGGCAGAAAGAACAGGCCUGAGCAGGCGUGUUAUACAGGUGUGGUUUCAAAAUUGUAGAGCACGCCAUAAGAAACAUGUUAGUCCUAAUCAUUCAUCUACUGCUCCUGUCACAGCAGUUCAGCCCUCCAGGCUGUCUCCACCCAUGUUAGAAGAAAUGGCAUACUCAGCAUAUGUACCCCAAGAUGGGACUAUGUUAACUGCUCUACAUAGUUAUAUGGAUGCUCAUUCACCUACAGCUCUUGGACUCCAGCCUUUGCUACCCCAUUCAAUGACACAACUGCCAAUAAGUCAUACCUAAUUCCUUUCUGUCAGGGAUAUAAGCUAUUAAGGAUGUAAUCUUAAGUCAUUUAUUGUGUAUGAAAAAUAUCAUUGGAAAGAUAUUAAUGUUAACUUUUUAUUUAACAUCUAAAGCAUUUUCAAGACCACUUUUGCUGCCCAGGUAUGUAAGUAUGUAUUUAGCCUGCAAGACACUUUUAUGGAUUCUGCAUAAAUAAAUAUUACAGUGUUUACAAGCCUUAUUAAACACCUUUUUGUAUUGUCUGGAAGUAGUCCACUCUAGUUAUGUAUUUGUUAAUUUAUUUGUCAUCAAAAGAGCACUUUGCCUAAAAGAAAGGACUGACAAUUGUGCAAAAUGUUUACAAUUCUUUGUGAAAUCAUAGUUUAUCAUUAGUUUGUAUCUGUAAGUUAUUGCCAAAAGUAUUACCUGUAUUUGAGUUAUAUACAGCCUAUAUGUUAAAGCUUAUUUCUGUGAGUUUACAAAAAUUUUGGUUGCAAAUAUUUUCAACAUGAACUAAAUAAAGUUUGUGCUGUAGCAUGCUAAGCAAAAA
Messenger RNA from Oxyura jamaicensis (ruddy duck), 1991 nucleotides. It is a transcript of the gene LHX8, whose product is annotated as LIM homeobox 8. Gene Ontology annotation, cellular component: nucleus. The record is from RefSeq and is a predicted model, not a curated record. Gene Ontology annotation, molecular function: RNA polymerase II transcription regulatory region sequence-specific DNA binding; DNA-binding transcription factor activity, RNA polymerase II-specific. The transcript has 9 exons. The coding region runs from base 419 to 1462 and encodes 347 amino acids. Lineage: Eukaryota; Metazoa; Chordata; Aves; Anseriformes; Anatidae. Gene Ontology annotation, biological process: neuron differentiation; regulation of transcription by RNA polymerase II; forebrain neuron development.